Molecule: messenger RNA, 768 nt
Organism: Ceraceosorus guamensis
Lineage: Eukaryota; Fungi; Basidiomycota; Exobasidiomycetes; Ceraceosorales; Ceraceosoraceae
Exons: 3
Coding region: 1-768 (255 amino acids)
Source: RefSeq, a predicted model, not a curated record
AUGUCGGCGGCAUUCUCUACUUCUUGCAAUCUUGUCAUGCUGCCCAGUCCCGGCAAGGGCAACUUCACUGGAGAUGCUGCUCAAGGGGCGUGCUUGUCUGCGGCCGGCUCGCGGCAACUUCCUUCAGGCGGGCAGACGAUCUUCGACGGCAUAGGUUUGGAGUAUCGUUGCGACAAUCGCGCGUUCGACUUCACCUUCAAGAUUCCUACUCGAGCCCUGUGUAGCUGCGAUGGCGCCCUCGACCUGGCACAACUCGGCUUGAACGACAAGUCUGGCGUCAAUGCUAAUGCUUGUGGAUUGGCAGAGCGCCAGAAUCAUCCACUUGCUGCCGGGCACAUCGGCGCUGGCGGAGUCGUUGGAAUCGUGCUUGGGACGAUGAGUUUCCUAGCGCUGUGCGGGACAAUCGCUACCGUGGCGCUUAGAAGACGCAAGAGUCCCGGUGAAGGACGCCAUGUCGAAAGCGCAACCACGGCCUUUGCGCGCAUCUGGGCAAGGACGAGAAUGCACCGACGCGGUGGAGAAAACAUCGAGCUCGCAACGACCUCAGUCAACAGCUCUGCUUCUGAUACGCCAUCUAUAGCAACAGCUAGCACCUCGAACAGCGCUGAGACUGCCCUUUCUUUAGCUUCCUCUAGCAGCGACCGACAAUUGACUUUUUCCGGAUCUGCAACAAGCUCAGCGAACACCUCUGUCGAAGGGCUUGACGCGCAACAGGAGAGGCAGACGUCGCGAGUGCUGGAGGAGCAAGUGGAGCCGAGUUCCAAGUAG